GCACCAACAAAAAGGAGUGCGUUGUUUGUUGGUGGUGUGUUGUUGGUUGUGUCGAGAACUGAGCAAGAAGGCACGUCAGCCGAUUCCUACCGACCCUCAGAAGCAGGGGGUUGUGCAAUAUUCCUUUGUGACAGCUUGAACAGGGAGUGUGUGAGCGUGUGUGAGCGUGUGUGAGUGAGACCACCGAAGAUGAGGGAGUUUGAGUAUGAUGAGGAGGGCACCAGCUCGUACUUUUUUGUGCUGGCGUUGCUGGUGUUGUACCUGACCGGUGCCACCAUCUGGCGGCUCUGUCUUUGCUUCGUGGACGACGACGGCGAGGACGAUACUGAAAUCGAGAAGCGCAAGGUCCGCAAGGCAAAGAACAAGAAACCCAGCAAUCUCUUUUCAACAUGGAACAUCAUCUACGUGCUGGCGUGGGCGGCCGUGCUUGCAAUCAUGUGGCAGAUCUCCCACAUGGAGCAUGAGGCUGUGUACGACCCGUUUGAGAUUCUGGAACUGCCAUCCGAUGCAACGACGAAGCAAAUCAAGAAGCGGUACCGUGAGCUGUCGCUCAUGUACCAUCCUGACCGCAACCCUGAUCCCGAGGCAAACGAUAUGUUCGUCCGCAUCUCAAAGGCAUACCGCGCGCUGACGGAUGACGAGACGCGCGAGAACUGGGAGAAGUACGGCAACCCCGACGGCCCAACGACGCAGACAUACGGCAUUGCGCUGCCAGCCUGGAUGGUGCAGGGCAAGCACUCUGUCAUUGUCAUGAUUGCAUACGCCGUUGGCUUUGUCAUCAUCAUCCCAGCCAUCGUGCGGUCGCGGUGGACGCGCAGCAAGAAGUAUCUGAAGAAAGGCGUGCUCAAGGACACGGCUGCCCUCUUCUACCACUCGCUCACAACAGACGCCGUCAAGGAACUUGGGAUGAUGGAAGUGCUGUCGUGUGCGUUUGAGUUCCGGGAGAAUCUGAAGACGUCGCAGGAAGAGCUUGGCGAGAUCUUCGCGCUGCUGAAACAGCUGCCGGAGCUGCCCAACAACCCCUGGCAGCAGAAGGUCAAGGGCAAGCAAGACAACCGCAUCAAGCUGAAGGACUCGCCCUUCGCCGUCAAGGCCAGAACGCUUCUCUACGCACACAUGCAUCGCCUGAAGCUCUCCCCAGCGCUCACUGCAGAUCUCGAUUUUGUCCUUGAGCACGCGCCAACUCUCAUCAACGUCAUGGCAGAGCUCUGCUUCGAGAGGCGGUGGUUCAAGCCCGUGCUGCUUGCGCUGCACCUGAAGCAGAUGACGAUCCAGGCCGUGCCAGAGGUCGACAAUGUCGGCCAGCUCGAACAGCUGCCACACGUCACCAAAACAAUGAUGGACAGCCUUGAGAAGAAGAACGUGCGCACGCUGCAGAAUCUUGUCAUGCGGCCCGACGACAAGGUGCAGUCGAUUCUUUCGGCCGUCCCCGCGCUGCACGUCGACGAUGUCAUCGAGUUCCUGAACGUGUUCCCCUCGCUCGAAGUCGACUGGGGGCUCCCAGGCGCGGUGGAGGACGAGAAGAAGGACAAGUCUGGCAACCGGAUUGUGACUGCGGGCAUGCCGUGGGCAAUCACCGUCAGCGUUCGCCGGGUGACGCGACACGAGCUCCUGCAGAAGCAGCAACAGGCUGGCGCAAAGAGCAAGAAGGCCGCUCGCAACGGCAAGAAGGCUGCAAAGGGCGGGGCUGCAAACGGGACGAAAAAGAAGGCCGAGGCGGCGAAGAAGAAGAAGAAGAAGAUUGAGAUUGUCGGGUUUGGCGAGGGUGAGUUCUCGGACGCAGAGGCCUCCAGCAGCGACGACGACGACAGCAACAACAACGACGACAGCAAGAACGAUUCCGAUGCUGAGGGAGAAGAGAUUGACGAGGAGGAGCUGUGGGCUGGCAUCAAGAAGCCUGGGGAGGAUGUUGACGACUCUGGCCCCAUUGCUGUGCACUGCCCACGCUAUCCGCAUGACAAGGAGGCGGAGUGGUGGUGCUUUGUCUCUGACGCGACGAACAAGAAGAUUGUUUCGGGUCUCCUUCGUCUCAACACCCUCGGCACGAAGCACACGAUGCGGCCGCUGCCGAUGGAGAAGGUUGACGUUGGCCUGAAGGCGUUCAACCUCCACGUCAUCUGCGAUUCGUAUCUUGGAGCCGACGUCGUCCUGCCGUUCAAGGUGAAAUCUGUGCGGCCGAAGCUUCCGUCGCAGGCCGAGCUGGCGGCGCAGCGGCGGGCACAGGCGGCGCAGGAGGAGAUGAUGGAAGAGGAAGAGGAGGAGGAAGACACUGAUGAGGACGAUGACGACGAGGACUUCUGAACACGUGCACACACAUACAUGUGCUGCUCUGUCCCAUGUGUUGACUUCAUGACCUCGAUGCACGGCGCUUUGUGCGUGCGUUGUUCAUGAUUGGUGUUUGACUGGUCCCUCAGCGGCAUUUCUUCCCCGAGUUGUGUUUUGUCUCUUGCCCGCUUCUUUUUUCUUCUCUCUUCUGCUUCGUAGGCUCCUCUGACGGUUCAAUGUCUCUGUUGUCUGUUGUUGUUGUGUUGAGUGACCAUCUGUCUUGCUUGCUUGUGCCUCUCGUGCACACAUGCACUCCUUCCCCAACACCCGCACGCAUCCACCCAUUCGCUGUGUGCGUAUUGUUGCUGUUGAUUGUGGUGUUGUUUUGAAGGUAUGCAUGUGUUGUUGUCGUUUGUCGCUGUCGCUUGCUCUGCCGUCAACGCGUUUUGCAUUCGUGCGGUACACGCGUUCAUACACAAUACCACCAUCCCCAAGGUUUGCUUAUUCAUUUGCUUACACUUGCAGGUUUGGACGAGGG
Molecule: messenger RNA, 2803 nt
Organism: Salpingoeca rosetta
Lineage: Eukaryota; Choanoflagellata; Craspedida; Salpingoecidae
Exons: 18
Coding region: 190-2301 (703 amino acids)
Biological process (GO): SRP-dependent cotranslational protein targeting to membrane; post-translational protein targeting to endoplasmic reticulum membrane
Cellular component (GO): Sec62/Sec63 complex
Molecular function (GO): RNA binding; transmembrane protein transporter activity
Source: RefSeq, a predicted model, not a curated record